AAGGAUUUCAUUUUUCUUUCUUUCAUAUCACUUCAGAGUUCAGAGACAAAAACGAAAAGGUUGGAUUUUUAUUUUCUGUUUUGAAAGAUGAUGAUCAAGGAUGAAGAAGAAGCCAUGGAUUGAAAAUCAACAAAGAUAUGACGAGAGAUAAUAAGGCAAGGUAUCAUUCUGAGAGCAAAAAGGCUUAUAGAAAAAAACUUAAAAAGAACAAAAGGGAAAAGGCUAAAUUAGAGAAACUUCGAAUUGUAAGGUCUGAUGACGAAAAGGAGGAGGAGGCUAAUGAAAUCACUACAUCAGGUCCUAUCGUAGAAGAACCUGAGAUUAGUAAACUCGAGCACGACCCUUCCUCAAACAGUACUUGUGCAUCUAUUUCCGAAGAAGAUCUCGAAGAACUGAUGACUUCCAUCAAGAAAGAUCCAUAUUUGAAACCUAUUCUGGAAGAUAUUGAGAUUGGUGGUCCAACUGUAAUGAUGAGGUACUUAAAUGAUCCAGAGGUUUUGCAGAGGUUGGCGCAGGCUAUGGGUUUGGGAGUUUUAGGAGACAGUGUUAGUUCAGUUGAAGAUAAUGCAUCAAUCAAAUGCUGAUGCAGAAGAUUAUACUGCGAAAUAGGUUGAGGCAAUUCUUACCAGUAAUCAGUUUUCGAGGUAUUUCAUCAUUCCUUGUAUAUUGUAGCUUGUUUAAAAUGCAUAUAUGUUUAUGAGAAUAAUACUCACAGCACCAUGUCUGCCUGGUGCAAGAGCAGAUUCGAAUAUUAUUUCAAUUUCGAAAUCGAAUUGGAUUUUCUUAAAAUCCUAUUCUGGUGC
Messenger RNA from Papaver somniferum (opium poppy), 803 nucleotides. RefSeq names its product ankyrin repeat domain-containing protein 2A-like. The record is from RefSeq and is a predicted model, not a curated record. Lineage: Eukaryota; Viridiplantae; Streptophyta; Magnoliopsida; Ranunculales; Papaveraceae. The transcript is spliced from 4 exons. The coding region runs from base 138 to 584 and encodes 148 amino acids.